This is a messenger RNA of Leishmania braziliensis MHOM/BR/75/M2904, 1110 nucleotides long. RefSeq names its product arginine N-methyltransferase-like protein. Lineage: Eukaryota; Euglenozoa; Kinetoplastea; Trypanosomatida; Trypanosomatidae. Gene Ontology annotation, cellular component: nucleus. The record is from RefSeq and is a predicted model, not a curated record. The transcript has a single exon. Gene Ontology annotation, biological process: peptidyl-arginine methylation. Bases 1 to 1110 code for a protein of 369 amino acids. Gene Ontology annotation, molecular function: protein-arginine N-methyltransferase activity.
AUGCGCACAUCGAACUUCUUUCACCGCUGCUGUUUACUUGUCACCAAUAAGCCCCGAGCAUCGCGUGCAUUUCAUAUGUCCUCGCCAACGCAGUGCGAGAAAGCCGCGGCUGAGGGGGCCGUGACGACGAAGACAACAGCGAACAAGGAUUACUACUUCGACUCCUACAGCCACUACGGUAUUCACAUGGAGAUGUUGAAGGAUUAUCACCGCACGACGACCUAUCGUGAUGCGAUCUGGCGUAAUGCAUACAUGUUCAAGGACAAGGUCGUCCUUGAUGUUGGCUGUGGUACUGGCAUUCUCUCGAUGUUUGCUGCCCGCGCUGGUGCCCGCAAGGUGAUCGGCAUCGACUGCAGCAACGUGGCGGUGCAGGCACGCCAGAUUGUACAGGACAACGGCUUCAGCGACAUCAUAACCAUCAUCCAAGGCAAGGUAGAGGAGUUAGACCUAGAUGAGAAGGUGGACAUCAUCAUUAGUGAGUGGAUGGGCUAUUUCCUCCUGUACGAGUCCAUGUUGAACACAGUCCUCUACGCGCGUGACCGCUGGGGCGCGUCGGAUGUGAAGAUUCUGCCUAGCAGCGCCAACAUGUACGCAUGUGGCAUCACGGACCCGCAGUACGUGGAGCAGAAGUUCAAUAUCUGGAACAGCGUGAACGGGCUCGAUUUCUCCUACUUUAAGCGCCUCAGCUACAUUGAGCCGCUCAUCGACACUGUUAACCCGGAGCAGAUCAUCACCGACAUCGUUCCCUUCUUUUCCUUUGACAUCAACAGGGUGACUGAGGCAGAGUUGUCCUUCACGAGUACCUUUACGCUGGAGGCGAAGCAGGGUGACUUCGUACACGCCAUCUCGGUCCACUUCGACACCCCAUUCUACGCAGGGCAUGACCCCGUGGUGCUGAACACGUCGCCAAUGGUCCCGCCUACGCACUGGCGGCAGACAGUGCUCUACAUGUUCCACCCACUGAUCAUGAAGCGUGGCGAGAAGGCAAACUUCACGAUGAAAUGUGCGCCAAAUCCUGGAAACCCGCGGGACCUCGAUAUUUCCUUGCACAUCGACUUCGAUGGGGAGCUGCAGGCGUGCCACUACGACCAAGACUUCCGCCUCCGGUGA